UCCACUUUUUUGUCACGCCUGGUGCGAAUUGGAAGUACCUACGGCUCCUAGCGCCGCCGGUGCCACUCCCGAAAGUCAACGACUUCUGACGGACUGCUGCCCACUUACUUCGUUACGUCCUCGCUGCCCGAGAGACAGGCUGCUCAAAACUUCUCUCCCAGACCGACGACGACGACGACGACAACGACAACGACAACGACAGAACAGCGAGCGAUCAGCAAACAACGCCCACGGGGCUAGCAGCUGGUCACCACCCCGACUUUCAUUAGCUCUCUCUCUAUCACACAUAACACAUACACGUGCGCGCGCGCACACACACACAACUCCACAACAGCAGCACACCAUGCUGUCGCAAGCAGUCCGGCACCGCGUGCCGGGGGCGGUUACAUCGUCGUCGCUGCGCCAGUGCUCCAGAGCCAAUGCAGCUGCGCCAUCACCAUCAUCAUGUUCGCGACUGCCGCCGCCAUCGCCGGCGUGGUGGUCCCGCGGGCCGGCGCAGAGGCGCUGGAACACGCCCGCCCCGAGACCCGGCGAGGGGCCGCUCAUGUCCCGCCGCGCCGACCGCGAGCUCCCAGACAUCAAGCAGACACGCUUCCGGUGGUCGCGCUCCCUCCCUCUCUUCCUCGCCGUCGUCGCCGUCUCGGGGCUCGCCAUCUUCAACUACCAAAAGACGUCGUCCCCCAUCGUCGCCUCGACCCUCUACGCCCUGCGCACCUCGCCCCGCGCCCGCGCCCUCCUCGGCGACGACAUCUACUUCAAGCACCCCAUCCCCUGGAUCCGCGGCGAGAUGAACCAGCUCCAGGGCCGCAUCGACAUCCACUUCGCCGUCCGCGGCUCCCGCGGCUCCGGCGUCAUGCGCUUCGCCAGCAACAGGCCCUCGAGCCGCGCCCUCUUCGAGACCACCCAGUGGAGCCUCAAGAUGGAUGAUGCCGCCGCCGCCGCCGACGGUGACUGGGUCGACCUGCUCGAGGACGGGGACCCGUUCAGGACCAUGCUCAACGAUGAUGUGCCGCCGCCGCCGUCGUCGCCCUCACCGGCGCCUGCGGUGGAGGACGCGGCGGACCUCAACGCCACGAGGGGCUUCAGGCAGCAGGGUGCCUUGAACAAGUAGCUUGUCUCGGACAAGUAGACGUGCCUCCCGUGUGAAGUCUACGGCAGAGAAAGAAGGGGGCAACUGGCACGGCGUUGGGUUGGUGGCUUAUCGAUGGAUGGCACAAAUGGUCAUGUAAUUUGCUGUACAGUGGUGGGGGAGAACCGCCCGUGUAUCUAUAUCAUACAAAAGCCCGCUUUCCUUCGAAACUGCCCUUGAUCAAACAUCCACCUC
Messenger RNA from Purpureocillium takamizusanense, 1324 nucleotides. RefSeq names its product cytochrome oxidase assembly protein 1 (gene COA1). The coding region runs from base 344 to 1111 and encodes 255 amino acids. Gene Ontology annotation, cellular component: mitochondrial inner membrane. The record is from RefSeq and is a predicted model, not a curated record. The transcript is spliced from 2 exons. Gene Ontology annotation, biological process: mitochondrial respiratory chain complex IV assembly. NCBI's taxonomy places the organism in Eukaryota, Fungi, Ascomycota, Sordariomycetes, Hypocreales, Ophiocordycipitaceae.